Protobothrops mucrosquamatus (brown spotted pit viper) is the source of this 2838-nucleotide messenger RNA. RefSeq names its product spermatogenesis associated 5 (gene AFG2A). The record is from RefSeq and is a predicted model, not a curated record. The transcript has 16 exons. Lineage: Eukaryota; Metazoa; Chordata; Lepidosauria; Squamata; Viperidae. Gene Ontology annotation, cellular component: cytoplasm. Bases 1 to 2637 code for a protein of 878 amino acids. Gene Ontology annotation, molecular function: ATP binding; ATP hydrolysis activity.
AUGUCCUCUUUCAGCAAGAGGAAAAGCAAAAAACGGCCUCCUUCGGAAAAGGACUCGACUCUUGACGACCGAGACGCAACCCAAGAACACCUCGGGUGGCAGAGUUUGUCGGCUGCAGACUUUUUGGACAAGGAAGAUGACAAAGUCCCCAAAAUAUAUAGAGGAACUUUUGUGCAAUUGGCGCUCAACAACAUGAAGCUGGCAAAUAUUUCUAUAGGGCGUCCAGUGCUGCUUACAAGUACAAAUGGGAAGCAAGAGGUUUGCACAGCAUGGCCUGUUGCAGGCUUCCCUGGUAAAAAAAUUGGCUUAAAUGCAAUUACACAGAAGAAUCUAAAAGUGGUACCUGGUGAUACGGUCUUUGUCCAGCCUGUGACUGGUGCUGUAAUUCAGGCAGAGGAAGUGGAAGUAAAGCUAGGGGUUAAAGAUGACUGUAUCAGUACUGAAGACUUGUCCAUUAGCCUCUUAAGAAACUUAGAUGGAAAGAUAGUAUUGCCAGGAAAUUUCCUGCAAAUUACUUUCUUUGGCCGAUCUUGUGACUUAAAGGUUACAAAGGUGAAAGGAAUGGAUGGUGUGUUGCUGCAAAUGCAAGAUGUUUUAAAAACACCACAGGAACGAUCACUGGAGAAUUUGGAUAGCCAUCAUUUCAAUUUAUCUAUUGAGCUUGGAAAACUAGUAAUAACAGACAGUGAAGUAUCUACCAGUACUCCAUGUAAGCAUGAGGAUCAUAACAUAUCCAUGAAUGCUUCUUUAAAUAGUGUGGAGCAUGAAACAUUGAGUCCUGAUCCAGCAGAGAUACUUGAUGGUGAUGGGUCUAGCCUUCAUUCUGAAUCAAUCAUAUCACAAGACUGUGAGAAAGGUUUUGCAGGUGAAGAAUUACCUUUGGCUGAUAAAACAGGAUUGUCACAGAAUUCGGAAACAUUUUACUUCAUAUCGUCAAGGACUAGGGUCAGUUUCAUUCAACCACAAGCCAAAGUGACAGAAGAAUACAAUCUUGAACCAAAAGUUACUUACGAUUCAAUAGGCGGACUCAGUAACCAGCUGAAAACUAUAAAAGAAAUGAUUGAACUUCCUUUGAAGCAGCCUGAUCUAUUUAGGAAAUAUGGAAUUCCAUCUCCAAGAGGAGUGCUAUUAUAUGGUCCUCCGGGUACAGGCAAGACCUUGCUAGCCAGAGCAAUUGCAAAUGAGAUUGAAGCUAACUUCUGUACAGUUAAUGGUCCAGAAAUAAUAAGCAAAUUUUAUGGAGAAAGUGAAGCCAGGCUACGACAGAUAUUUUCUGAAGCCUCUUUACGGCGGCCAUCCAUUAUAUUUAUUGAUGAAAUUGAUGCACUCUGUCCAAAGAGAGAAGAAGCCCAGAACGAAGUUGAAAAAAGAAUUGUAGCUUCAUUGUUAACGCUGAUGGAUGGCAUUGGAUCAGAAGAUAAUCAAGGGCAGCUCUUAGUUCUUGGAGCUACCAAUCGCCCUCAUGCACUAGAUUCAGCCCUGCGCAGACCAGGACGUUUUGAUAAAGAGAUAGAAAUUGGAGUUCCCAAUUCUCAAGAUCGACUAGACAUCUUAAGGAAGGUUCUCAGUAAGACUCCUCACUCAUUGACAGCAUCAGAUUUGACUCAACUGGCAGACAGUGCCCAUGGGUACGUAGGAGCAGACCUAGCAGCCCUGUGCAAGGAAGCAGGAAUGCAUGCUUUGCGGAGAAUAUUUCAUAAGAAAGAGAAUCUCCUGGAUGAUGAUGUGUCUGUAUCUGUAAUUAUUAAUCGCAGUGAUUUUCUGCAGGCAAUGAAUGAUGUCAGGCCCAGCGCCAUGAGAGAGGUGACAAUUGAUGUACCCAAAGUAUCCUGGUCAGACAUAGGAGGGCUGGAAGAUGUUAAACUGAAAUUAAAGCAGGCUGUUGAAUGGCCACUGAAGCAUCCUGAAUCUUUCAUUCGAAUGGGCAUUCAGCCACCAAAAGGAGUACUGCUAUAUGGACCACCAGGAUGUUCUAAAACCAUGAUUGCAAAGGCCUUGGCUCAUGAAAGUGGUCUAAACUUCUUGGCAGUAAAGGGACCUGAAUUGAUGAACAAAUAUGUUGGAGAAUCUGAACGUGCAGUCAGAGAGAUAUUUAGGAAAGCCAGAGCUGUUUCACCGUCCAUAUUGUUUUUUGAUGAACUAGAUGCCUUGGCUGUAGAACGGGGGAGUUCUUCAAGUUCUGCAAAUGUUAUGAACCGUGUCUUGGCACAAUUGUUGACUGAAAUGGAUGGGAUCGAACAGUUAAAGGAUGUGACAGUUUUGGCAGCUACAAACCGGCCAGAUAUGAUAGACAAGGCAUUGAUACGGCCUGGUCGAUUUGACAGAAUUAUAUAUGUUCCUUUGCCUGAUGAAGCUACUCGCAGAGAAAUCUUCAAAAUUCAGUUUUGUAAUAUGCCAAUAUCUUCUGAGGUCAAUCUGGAUGAGCUUGUCAUACAGACAGAAAAGUAUUCAGGAGCAGAGAUAACUGCAGUUUGUAGAGAAGCUGCUCUCCUUGCACUUCAAGAAGAUAUUGAGGCCAAAUAUAUCAUGAAGGGGCAUUUUCAACAAGCUUUGGUUGUUGUGACUCCUAGAAUUCCAGAUUCCCUACAGACAUUUUAUGAAGAGUAUCAGCAGCGGAGUGGAUUGCAUUCACUGUGAGAAAGUGAUUAAUGAACAUAUAGUACGCAACUUGAUUUCUAGAAGAUAAGUAGGGUUUUUUUCAAAGAAAUGUGUUCUUUCAAUUCAGAUAUGUAAAAUGAAUUUUAUUAAUAAUUUUUGAAUAAAAAUAAUUAGUUUUUGAAUAAAUACUGAAGAAGCUUUUGAAAUAAAAAAAUGAAGUGUUUUGAAUAAAAAUAAACU